UAUGGCAAAUCUCACAGCUGACAGCAAAAGUUCUUCACAGUACAUGCAAGGAAGCCGCUCGUAUGAUUAUUCAGUAGUUUUGACAAUAAAAGGACAACAUGUUGAAUUGGAGAAAGUUUUAACCACAUUCACAAGCAUUGAUCUCUCCAAAAACUACUUUCAGGGAGUGAUUCCAGAAGUUAUAGGAAAGCUUAAUUCACUUAGAGGGCUGAAUCUUUCUCAUAACAACUUCUUUGGUCAUAUUCCACCAUCAUUGGGAAACUUAACCAAUCUAGAAUGGUUAGAUCUAUCAUCUAACAAGCUUAUUGGUGAGAUACCAGAGGAAUUGGUAGAUUUGACAUUUCUUGCCCUUUUAAACCUUUCCAGGAAUCAACUCGUCGGACCAAUACCUCAGGGCAAACAAUUCAACACAUUUGAAAACAGUUCAUAUGAAGGAAACUUGGGGUUAUGUGGUUUUCCAUUGUCAAAAGCUUGCAAUGAAACUGAGAUGCAAAAGCCAACCAUGCCAAGGGAAGGCUCAGGUAUUGAAUUUGGAUGGAAAGUUGUGGCGAUGGGGUAUGGCUGUGGAUUGAUAUUUGGACUGGCUUGUGGAUGUCUUGUCUUUCAAACUGGAAAACCAAAAUGGAUUGUGAAUUUGGUUGAAGGCAAACGGCUUCAAAAUGGAAAAAGAUCAAAGAAGAACAGAAGAAAUUAGUUAUUAUAUAUAGUGGCAUUUCCAUUUUGCCUGUGGUUAUUGGAAUCAAUGUUGUUUCAUUCACAUGCCACCUUGUGUUGUAAUAACAAUUAAUAAUCUUACCUUU
Messenger RNA from Durio zibethinus, 800 nucleotides. Lineage: Eukaryota; Viridiplantae; Streptophyta; Magnoliopsida; Malvales; Malvaceae. The record is from RefSeq and is a predicted model, not a curated record.